This is a messenger RNA of Sugiyamaella lignohabitans, 4506 nucleotides long. RefSeq names its product FG-nucleoporin NUP159 (gene NUP159). NCBI's taxonomy places the organism in Eukaryota, Fungi, Ascomycota, Dipodascomycetes, Dipodascales, Trichomonascaceae. The transcript has 2 exons. Gene Ontology annotation, molecular function: protein binding. The coding region runs from base 1 to 4506 and encodes 1501 amino acids. The record is from RefSeq and is a predicted model, not a curated record.
AUGUCGGAAAGCAAAACUCUCGCGACUGCCGGCGAGCUUGAAGUCAAUACUACUGAGGAUUGGGCAUUUUUACACAUUGGCAAAAGCAAUGGCGCACCACUUGUAGAGCCAUACAGUUCUUUGCCCAAGGGUAAUAUCCGAUUACUGGCAUUGGCACAAGAACGAGAUGUAUUUGCAUGUGCUGGGUCCAAUGGCCUUAGUACGGGAACUAUUAGUGAAUUGCGAAAAUAUGCUGCUAUAGAGGAUGAGGCAACUUCAUCGUUUGAAUCAAGAAAGUUUGUUGAGGCGUAUAAUGAAGAAGUUCAGAUUUUGGAGUUCACCUCUGAUGAAAAAGAGCUGCUAGUUGCCAAAUCUAAUGGCGGAGUAGACGUUUUCACGUUUUCCAAGAAAGCAACUGGAUUAAAAAAGAAGCCAAAGAUAACUAUUCAGACUGAUAACAUCAUUGAUAUUCGAGCCAGACCAUUGGUAGGCAAUGAAGCCAUUAUCUUAGAAGCAUCUGGAGAUUUGAGUCUCAUUCGAACUGAUGCCGGAGAGAGAUCAUUAAUCUCAUCACAUGUAUCGUCAGCUGCUUGGUCUCCUUUGGGAACUCAGAUUUUGGUGGGCCUGAAUUCAGGUCAUAUUCGCAAGAUAACUAUUGGCACCUCUAUCAAGCAGGCCGAGAUUCCAGUGCCUGCUGAUUCACGUCUCUCGGAUGGAACAUAUAUACCGGUUUCUAUCACUUAUAUCAGGUCUAAAAGCUUCAUUGUUAUGUAUCGUGAAGUUCCUGAACCUUUGGCUGACGGCGAAUCAGAGGAAGAAGACGCAAUGCAAACGUUUAUUGGUUACAUAGUUACACAUGAUCCUGAAUCUCACACAUAUAAUUGGGAUGAACUAGAAGAUCCUUGUCCUCCAUUUGCCGAUAUGUCUCGCGAGGGUUGGUGGUACACGCAGGUGUUGACUGAUUGGACUGAAGAGUAUCCAGAUAUAAUUGCCAUGGCAAAUGGUCCAUCGUCAGAUGUGGCACUAUUAACAAGCAAGGAGGUCUUCAACAUGCUUGAGGAUCGUGACCGUGCCUCGCUACCUUUCACAGAGGAUGAUACUACACCAAUUGGAUUUGUUUUAGAUUAUUCCUCAAAAAAUAAAGUCCUCGAUCCUUGUAACGGUGUAGAGGAAUGUAGUGCACUGCCCAUUGUAUGGGCUCUUAGCAAUGAAGGUGCUCUUACUGGUUGGCAUAUUGUUUGGUCAGGAAUUAAAUCUGGAAAGAAAUUAGCUUUAAAGGCUCUCCAACAGAAGCAUAAUACUCGAGUAGCAAAUUCGAAUAAGGGUAGAUCGAGUGGGUCUUUGCCCGUCUUCCAUAAGAAAGAGAAGAAAGAAAAGAAGGAAAAGCAUAAGGAAUCAAUAGAACAGACAAAUGAAGCUGCUGUGAGGAUUCCUGAUACGAUGAGCAUUGGAAAAACACAGGAGGAAACACAAACUGCCGAGGUUCCUGGCGAAUCAAAGUCGAGUAUCUCUUUAUCUGAUGAAAUUAAAACGACCAACGAUACUGCAAAGUCAUUUGUAUUACCUAAAGAGGCCGAAAAGGAAACUACGGGCAUAUCUAAGUCUGUCAAGUCUGAGCCCAGUCAUCUUGCGACAAGUUCAGGUGAAAAGGAACCUAUCAUCUCUGAUGUCUCUCAAGGAGUGAAAACCGAUUCAGAAAGAGUUGACGGUGUCGUUGCCGAUACCAAAGAAUCGGCAACAACAGUUGAUGAUUUGACAGACAAAUCAGCAGAGGUUGACCUAGAGUCCAGUAGUUCUGCGAAGGAUGAGGUGGUCAUUACCACUCCUUCAAUCGAAUCGAGCCCGGCAGAUGAACUAAUUACAGAAAACGAAAGUCAGGCAGUCGAUAAGAAAGACGAUUCAAGUGACUUACAGGGAAAUGUAGGAGAGGUAGAAGGAACUGCAGAUGAGUCUCAGCAAAACGAAAAACACACAGAUGAACAAACUAAAGAAGAGAAACUUGAGGUGAUUACGCCCCAUCAACAGAACUCUCCUACAAAACACAAUGAGGUGUUGGAUAAGUCGACAGCUUCUCCAAACUUUUUUCCCUUUGGAUCACCAUCGCAUUCGAUAACAGGCUCCUUGGGAAUUGGUUCAAGAGGUACGUUUCCCACAUUUGGAAACUUGAAGGCUGGUUUUGGAUUUGGACAAAGUGACGAACCUUCUAGUAGUAUUGCUCCUACUGCGGAUGAGGAAGUAGAAAAUGACGGGACCAACUCUACAGGCGUGCAGACUCUACCUCCUACGCCUCUUGACUCGGAAUUCCCUACUCAGUCGGAUUCUGAACAACACGCUGAUAUCCCACAAUCGUCUAAUUCAUCUGAGAAGGCUACUAAUGAAGUUGACAAGCUAGAAACUGUGACUGAAAACCCAACUAUUGAAGGUGAUCACGAGAGCAAAGAUAAGCCAAGUGAGUCUGCUAAAGAUGCCAUUAAGGAGAACAGCAAUGUUUCCAAUGAGAUAACAGCAGAAUCUGAAGAGAAAUUUGAAAGUGUAUCAGAUGCUUCGAAAGAAGAGUCGGUGGUUGAUCUGGGAGAACAGAAUAAGGUUACUGAACUACCCAUCGAACAGUCAUCUGAAAAUGUGAAAGAAAAGUUAGUUUCCAAUCUGGAGGAGAAAUCUACCGAUGCUACUGAAGAAAGUGUGCCAAAUGUUGAUGCAGAUAAGACUGCUAAUUCAUCGGUACCCAAAUCGACCGAAGAGCCAGUUGGAACGAGCAACGAGGAAAAGGGAGGAGACUCUUUGGAUGAUAAUCAUGAUUCGGAAGGGUCGACCCCCAUUCCUGAAACUCCUGCAGUGGCACAACUUGCUGAGACUGAGCUAACUGAUAAAGCCUCUCACUUGUCCAUUCAAGAAUCAACUGACAAACCAGCUGGCGAGCCAACUGAGUUGCCAGUUAGUGAGUCGACUGAAGAACCUAGUGAGGAGUCAGCAGAAUUAGCAAAUGAGGAUUCAGCUGACAAGUCGGUUGAAGAACCUAACGGUGACUUAUCUGAAUUGGUAGAUGAGAAGCCAGUUGACAAGUCGACUGAAGUACCAAGUCAAGACGCCAAUGAAGAGCACCUCGACACCUCUGAUAAGCCAAAUGAAGUAACUUUGAACGAUAAGAAAGAAAAGCUAUCACAAACUGAAGAACUCCCUACCAAAUCGGUGGGUGACCGUUCUGUUGACGACGCGACUAAAGAACCUCAAACACACCCAACUGAGUUAUCGAAAUCUAUUACAAAUACAGCCUCAAAAGUGGAUAACCCUUUCUCUCAAUCGAGCCCAUUUGCAACACUUUCCCAAAAGUCCUCAUUUGGAAGUUUUAAUACUACUGCUGAAAAACCUAGUGUCACAGAAGAACGACCAAGCCUAUUUGGCUCAAAUUCUAAAGCUAGUCCAGCUCCAAGUUUCACUUCCGCGUUUGGCAGUUCGAAUUCUACAUUUGGAAGCAGCGCUACAUUUGGUUCAUCGUCCAAUUCUACUUUUGGUGCAUCUCCUAGUUCUGUUUUCGGGUCUAAUGCCAAUAAUAGCGGAUUCAACAGCAAGGCUGUAUUUGGUGGGUUUGGUUCUGCGGCUAAGAGUGGGUUUUCUACCCUUGGACAAAAACAAACAUCGAUAUUUGAUCAACCAGAAUCUGAUUCUGUCGCUACAACUGAAGAAACCUCGCUAUUUAACGCCCCAGCUGGACAGUCUAGCGGCUUUUCUGGCAUAAACAACCAGGGGUUUAGUUUGAGCAGUAACUUCAAGGCAGAUCCAAGUGUGGCUGAUUCAACGCCAUCUACAAAUGCGACGUUGCCCUCUUUCAAUUUGGAGAGCAGCUUUGGUCAGACUCUGCCGAGUUCAUCGUCGAUAUUUGGCGGAUCCACAAGUGGCACAGGAGCUUUCCCGGGUGUUGCUUCGAGCCCGUUUGGUGGGUUAUCUCAGUCCAGUGGAUUUGCUAGUACUAUAGAUACUGCAAAGUCCAAGAUGGGUUCAGGAAGUGCUUUUGACACACUGAAGAAGCCUGCAGAUAAUGAUGUACAGGCAGACCAUAGUUCAAGCGACUACGUUAUUCCAGAUGAUGGCCGGGAAGGCACAGAGAGUCCAGUUCUUGUUUCCUCAGAUGACAUACCUGAUAAUAAUGGCGAUGAGUCGAAGGUUUCAGGGUCGGAUAAUGAGGAAUUUAGUGACGAGUCUAGUUUUGAGGAAUUUGAUGAUUUUGAAAACGAAGAUCUCGAUGAAGAUGAAGAAGAGGAGGAGGCCUCGCAAGUUUUGGAAUCUGAUGAGAGCGAUGAGGAGGAUGUGUCUGAGCAGGAAUCUGAAGAAGCUGAACCAUCAGUUCCAGAAUACGAGCCACUAAUAGAUGGUCUCGAGGACCUUGAUUUGAGCACUAUUGUUCAAACUGCUCCUUCACUACGAGAUUAUGUUCCCUUCGAAGUCAAUACUGAUUUACCCGAAGAUGUAAGUACAGAACUUUACCACUUUUUGUGCGGUGAUAAGACUAACCAUUGGAUAGGUUUCUGA